AUGGCUUAUAAUCAAGAACAAUUGACUACUUAUAAAGCAGUUUCAAUAAUUGCUUUUAUUUUAUCAGUAUAUGGAGGUUUAGUAUUUUCAGGAGUAAAUGAAUCAGAAUUAAUUCAUACACCAUAUACUGCUAGUACAAUUUUAUUAUAUAUUUAUUGGAUAGUUUUAUACUUAUGGCAAUUGAUAUAUAUUGUUCAAGUAUUUUUCCCAGAUGAUUUUAGAUUAUCAAUUGUUAGUUUAAUUGGAUGGCAUUUUCCAAUUUUUUCAGUUUUAAAUUAUGUUUGGAGUGAAUUAUUUAUUAAUGAACAUUAUUUCUUAAGUGAAAUUGUUUUAAUUAUUAAUUUUUUAAAUAUUUUAACAUUAUAUUUUGCUCAUAAAACUUUUGCAUUAAGACCAAUUUCAAAUUAUUUAUUAAUUCAUAUGCCAUUAGUUGCAAUGACUAUGGCUUGGUUAUUAUAUGCAAUUUUUUGGAAUGGUGCAAUUUGGUUACAUAUUCAUAAAACAUGGGGUAGAAUAGUUGCUAAUAUUUUUAUAUGGACUUUCUUAUUAGUUCCAUCAUUUUUCUUGCUUUUAUUUAAUGAUUGGGCUACUGGUGUAAGUUUUACAUUUUUAUUAUUUGCAUUAGCUUUUGGUCAAUUAGCUACUAAAGUAUUUGCAUUACAAUGGAUUUUUGCAUUUAUUAUUGCUGGUAUUUUAGCUGUUAUGACUAUUGGUGCUAUGGCUGUUGGUGGAAUUAGACAACAAAAUGGAGAAAAUGCUCCUUUAUUAGUUGUUGAAGAAGAACAAGUUGGUAAUUAA
Lodderomyces jiufengensis is the source of this 798-nucleotide messenger RNA. RefSeq lists its product as uncharacterized. The transcript has a single exon. The record is from RefSeq and is a predicted model, not a curated record. Bases 1 to 798 code for a protein of 265 amino acids. NCBI's taxonomy places the organism in Eukaryota, Fungi, Ascomycota, Pichiomycetes, Serinales, Debaryomycetaceae.